AUGGCAGGGCAACUUUCUCCCGAAAAGGCGACAGACCAGGUGUGCACCUUCCUGUUCAAAAAGCCCGGGCGAAAAGGGGCUGCGGGCCGCCGGGAGCGCCGCGUGUGCGGUGCAGAGCCCGCAGGCAGCAGCAGCAGCAGCAGCAGCGGUGACGAAGGCGGCGCUGUGGUUCGCCCGGCGACCAAGCGGGCGUCUCACAAUCCGAUGGUACAGAAGACCCACAGCCGUGGGGAACAGCAGGCGGAGGGCGAUGAUGAGCCCGAGAGUCUCCGUGUGGUCUACAGAUCCACCCAAUCCACGAAGCCCGUGGGACCAGAGGAUAUGGGGGCGACUGCGGGCUACGAGCUAGACACGGAGAAGGAGCGUGACGCACGAGCCAUCUUUGAUCGCAGCCAGAAGAUCCAGGAGGAAGUGAGGGGCAUGGAAGAUGACAAGAUCUAUCGGGGAAUCAAUAACUAUCCAAAGUACAUGAAGCCCAAGGAUACGUCUACGGGCAGUGCUUCCUCCCGGAUGGUGCGGAAGGGCCCCCUCCGGGCUCCCAAGCACCUGCGCGCCACCGUGCGCUGGGAUUACCAGCCUGACAUUUGUAAAGACUACAAGGAGACUGGCUUUUGCGGUUUUGGAGACAGCUGUAAAUUCCUCCAUGACCGUUCGGAUUACAAGCAUGGGUGGCAGAUUGAACGUGAGCUUAAUGAGGGUCGCUAUGGUGUCAGUGACGACGAAAACUAUGAAGUUCCGGGAAAAGAGGAUGAGGAAAUACCAUUCAAGUGUUUGAUCUGUCGCCAGACUUUUCAAAACCCGGUUGUGACCAAAUGCAGGCAUUAUUUCUGCGAGAGCUGUGCGCUGCAGCGUUUCGGCACCACCCCGCGCUGCUAUGUCUGUGACCAGCCGACCCAUGGCGUCUUCAGGCCAGCCAGAGAAUUGACUGCUAAACUGGAGAAGCACCGAGCUGCCGAAGAGAGUGGUACUUCCGAUUUCCCAGAUGACCCCCAUGAGGGUCCAGAAAAGCAAGGUACAAGGCCAGGACAUGCUGAUGGUGACAACUCAUCUAAAACUAAACAUGAGCAACCAAGUCAAGGCUCCUAG
Molecule: messenger RNA, 1086 nt
Organism: Rhinolophus ferrumequinum (greater horseshoe bat)
Lineage: Eukaryota; Metazoa; Chordata; Mammalia; Chiroptera; Rhinolophidae
Product: E3 ubiquitin-protein ligase RNF113A-like
Exons: 1
Coding region: 1-1086 (361 amino acids)
Biological process (GO): snoRNA splicing
Cellular component (GO): U2-type spliceosomal complex
Molecular function (GO): metal ion binding
Source: RefSeq, a predicted model, not a curated record